AUGCGUUACGCAGCUGCCUACCUUCUCUCACUCAUCGGUGGCAAUCCAUCUCCCUCUCUCCAGUCAAUUUCAACAAUUCUCAGCUCAGUUGGUAUUGUAUGUGAUGAACAGAAAGCAUACAAUGUUAUUCAAGCAUGUCAAGGAAAGAAUGUGAAUGAAAUUAUUGAACAAGGUUUAGUUAAACUUGAAAGCAUGUCAACGGUGACUACAGGUGUUGCUGUGCCAUUGCUACCUGGACCAUACUUACCGCCAGUUUCUCCUCCUAUCAGCAGACAAAGUUCAGUUUCAAGCACUGGAUCUGGCGUGGGCGAUUUAUUUGGUGAUGGAUGA
Didymodactylos carnosus is the source of this 330-nucleotide messenger RNA. Lineage: Eukaryota; Metazoa; Rotifera; Eurotatoria; Philodinida; Philodinidae. The record is from the annotation of a GenBank genome assembly.